Molecule: messenger RNA, 858 nt
Organism: Impatiens glandulifera
Lineage: Eukaryota; Viridiplantae; Streptophyta; Magnoliopsida; Ericales; Balsaminaceae
Exons: 6
Coding region: 316-858 (180 amino acids)
Source: RefSeq, a predicted model, not a curated record
UUCUUUACAGGAUGAAUCUUCAGGCCAGCUAACUGAACUCAGGCAUCUGCAUGAAGAACGGAUAAGAAUUUUGAAACAGCUAUCUGAUUCUCAGAACACUUUGAAGAGUUUGAAGGGGAUCUCCUCAUCUCAAGCUCUUCUCUUGGUUAAGGAGCAGCUUGCAAAGUCAAAGGCUGAUUUGGCCUUCUAUCAAGCCCUAUUUGAGAAAUUACAGGCUGCUAAAGAUAACCUAUUGUGGCAUGAGAAAGACACAGCUGUCAAAAGUGAUGUUUGGAUAUUUUACAGCAGGGUUGUAUAGUUGCUGAUUCCAGAAUAAUGGAAUUGGGAGUUGAGAUACAGAAACAACUUGAUGAAAGAAAUGUGAUCGAGACAAGGCUGAAAGAGGCAUUAAGAGAACCUGGUAGGAAAGAAGUAGUUUCAGAAUUUAAGGCGUUGGUUUCUUCUUUUCCUAAAGAAAUGGGGAAUAUGCAGAAUCAAUUAAGUACAAGGAAGCUGCUUCAGAUGUUCAUUCAUUGCGGGCAGAUGUCCAAUCUCUUUCAUUUGUGCUUGACAGGAAGUCUAGAGAGCUGGAAACUUUAUCAGCUAGAUCAAUGGAAGAAGCUGCUGAACUUCAAAAGUUGCACACUGUGGUAUGUUACUACUAAACUCAAGUAUACCAUGAUAUUUCCAUUUAAAGGAAAAAACUUCAUUACAGCUACAUUAAAUUCAAAGAUUGUGUCAACCAAUUUUUGUCUUACUUGUACUGUUUGGCAAUCUUUCCUAUGUUCCUUACUCCCUUUUCACUCAGUUAUGGAGGAAGGAUGGUUGUUGGUAUCAAAUGGUUCAAAUGAUAGAUCUCAUGCAGUUGGUGAUAUUUGA